Molecule: messenger RNA, 2457 nt
Organism: Aspergillus niger
Lineage: Eukaryota; Fungi; Ascomycota; Eurotiomycetes; Eurotiales; Aspergillaceae
Exons: 6
Coding region: 1-2457 (818 amino acids)
Biological process (GO): biosynthetic process
Molecular function (GO): pyridoxal phosphate binding
Source: RefSeq, a predicted model, not a curated record
AUGUCAACCAGUUCCACCUUUACCAAGGGUAUGACUGAGAGUUUCCUUCCCAUAGGGCGUAUGGACCCAAGGCUUAUUCUCGGCGCACCUAAAAGCCGUAUGCUUGUUCGAACCAUCCCCGAGUCAGUGACAAGGGAUUACGAAGAACUAGAUGAUCUCUCACAAUGCCCGACACGAGAGGUUGUCAACGCAGCCUCCAAUAAUUACGGCGGCUUCACUCAUUACGAGCACCGGAGCGCUGAACUCAUACAGUCGACACUUAGCCAGCUGCCGUUCAACCCAGCGCCUAUGAAACUUGAAGCGCGGGCUAGGAAGGACUUGGCUGCAUACAUGUCUGCCGAAGUCUGCGUUACAACGACAUCUGGAUUUGGUGCAAAUAUUUUGGCUUUCAGGACCGUGGCUGAAACUGCUGCUGCAUUAUCUCGCAGAUGCAUCUUCUUGAUGGACCGGGACUGUCACAGCUCGAUGUUCACUGGGGCCUUUAUGAACGAACGUGCCACUUCCUAUAGGUUCAAGCAUAAUGAUCUUGGGGACCUGGAAUACAAGCUCCGGCUACUCUACGAGAAGGCUCCGGAUGCUUUUGUCUGUGUAGCAGUUGAAGGGCUUUAUAGUAUGGAGGGUGUCGUAUCUCCUGGACCGGCACUCUUGGCACUAAAAAGGCUAUAUGGAUUCUGUCUGCUAAUUGACGAAGCCCAUGCAUUUAUGUCGAUGGGCUCUGGUGGACGCGGUUCGUUUGAGUGGUGGCAGAAUCGAGGCUACGACUGCCCAUUGAGUGAUGCCGAUAUUAUCACAGCUACUUUGUCUAAAAGUGUUGGCUGCACUGGAGGAUUCGUCGCCGCAAAUGGUAUCUGUGCCCAACAGCUUAGACUUCAAGAUGAGCUGUUAUCACACGAAGGGGCAGAAUCUUUGUCCACGGUAGCUCUUGUACGGACUUUAAGCCUGCUGAAAAAGACCCGUUUGAUUGAGUAUCGCAUGCGUCAAUUGAAGGCCAAAGCGGGAUUUGUGCUCCAGAGACUCACAGAAGCAGGAUGCAAGGUCCUCUCCUCUCCAGAUUCAGCCAUUAUAUGUUUUCCUGUCGGAACUGUUCGACAGGCGUCAAUGUUUCAUGCAGAGGCCCUCAAGAGGGGCUUUGCCGUAGCCUGUGGUGUGCCACCAGCUACACCUCUUUGGGCCUGUCGAAUUCGAAUGUGCGUGUUUGCUACGUCCUCCUGGGCUGACAUCCUGAAUCUGGUCAACGCAACGAUCUCAGUGGCUUGCAAACUAAAUAUCCAUGGGAUCAAACCCAUGGUAUUGGAUGAGAGCUGCCUUCCUUACGAUAGUGGGGAGCCGCUAGAUGUAGCUGCAGAGAGUGAGGCGACAGAUAAAGAGUUUCAUGAUUAUAUUACCACACUCAGAGUGUCCGAUAUGCCUUCCCAAGAUCUUUUUCCUGCGCCCCACCAAAAGGAGGUUGUAUUCGCCGGGCAGGAGGCUUUCAAGAAGUAUGGAGUUGGGCCGUGCUCGGCACGGUGGUUUUACGGAUCGUUUGACAUAUUCGUCACCCUGGAAAGACGCCUAGCGAAAUUAUACCCCUCCCUCCAAAUUCACAUGGGUCGUUGUCGAGGCAUGAUCUGUGCAGAUACUGAAGUCAUGCUGGUGUCCCUCCUUAAUGCCUGCUCCGAGCCAGUCUACUCACAGGAGAUACUUAAUCUGGUCUUAAUCCCGAGCGAUGCCCCAUGUUCAGUCCGAAAUGGAGCCAGGCUGCACAAGGCUAGCCAGCGGUCUCGAACCCAGGUUUACGAGACAUUGAGUGACUUGAUAAUACCAACCGAGCAAGUCUCAUGGACAGGCCAGAAUCUGCACUUGACGAUUUAUCUACAAACGGUGCAGGGAAACAGCAUCCUCGACCUAGGGCAGAGAGUACAGACUAUUCUUGGCAUGGUAGGAGAAGACCGAGUGAAAGGACUGGCCCUUAUUCUGGAUGAUCGACAGGGUCUGGGCAAAAUCGGACCCCGGAACCUAGGGUACCUGGACCUAAUGGAGCACCAACACGGGAAGACCUUUUUCCACACUGCCCUAGGGCCUACAGCAGAGAAAACAACUGUUUUGAUUACGGGAUCUUGGUUCGACAGUUUCGGGCACCAGGGAGGAUAUAUUAUCGGUGGUGCUUCAAUGAUUGAAUCUCUGACGGUGAAGGCGAAGGCCUUCCUGUUUUCCACACCACCGAUGCCCGUGCAAGCGGCUAUGUCUGACCGGGCUCUGGAGAUACUUUCAUCGGCUUCCCCAGAGUCGUCGGAUCGAAGUUAUGAUUUCGAGCAGAAUCCAUUACAACCCCCUGAUGAACCGGACUACGCUGCACAUAGUUCCGAGUGCUCUGGUGAAUCCGGUCUAGACCAGCUUCUGAUCCGCAAGGAUAGCGCCAUUGUGUUCGUGACUGGGGAGCUUGAGAGCGAUUCAGACGAGGCCAAAUCAAAGCUGUGA